AUGGGCCUCGAAUCCCAUGUAGAAUCUCUCAAGCUGCCUCCCGAGCAGCAGCAGCAGCAGGAGCAGGAGGAGAAGGAGGGGCAGGGGAAACAGGGAGUGGUGCAGCCGCAGCAGAUACUAAGCGGAGUACUUCCAGGCUUCCGCUCAGGCGCAUAUAGCGCGGAUGCACAUGCUCUAUGUCUUGGGAGCAUGGCGAGAGGGGUAGGAGCGACGUUAGUGGAAGGACCCGAGCCUUCAAGUCCCCCUCAUGCGGAGAUUGUGGCGCAAGAUUGCGCGGGGACGGCGCAGAAGCGCCAGCGCAAGAUGACCCCCAAAGGCCUGGAGCUGGAGCGCGCGCUCAUGGUGCGGAAGAGAGCGCGCGCCGCCGCUAGGAACCGCGCGGAGCAACCGAGCGGAAGAAAGAACGAGCAGGAAGCAGCGGGUAAGUGGGCAGGCGGAGCGGAGCGGGGAUGCGGGGGAAGCGGUGUAAACGGGAGGCGAGUAGGGGAUAUGAGUUGGAGUGUGGAUGUAGCAGGGGGGCCCGUGGAGCGUGCAGGAGAGGCGGCGAGGGGAAUAAAUGGGCGGAUGGGAGUGGGGGAGUGUGCGCUGAGCGGAAGUAGCGGUCAAGAUAGGGACCAAGAUUGGGAAUCACGCGGGGGGAACACGGGGAAGAGUGCUGGCGGCAGUUUGCAGCCCGGAGAGACGGGUUGGGAGGAGUGGAGGAGGAAUGGAGGGCGGGAUGGUGGUACGGAUAGCAGGCGGGAAGCCUCUUUUAGUGGGAGACGGUACAGGGAAGAGGAGGAACCUCCCUGGGAGCAGAGAAAUGGGGGAGAAGAAGAAGACAAAGAAGGGGAGAAGAACAAAGCGGAUGGGGAGGAGGAGGAGGAUGGGAAGGGGAGUCUAGCAGGCCGGUUGGCAGGGUUGGGUGCGUCGUAUGCGGCAGAGUUAAGGGAUGGGCUGGGCGGCUUCACCUGUCGCAUGCAGGAAAGGGAGGUCGCAACUGUGGUGAUGGAGCGCACUGGAGGGGCCGAAGGAGGAGGCGAGGAGGGGGAGGAGAGGAAAGCGAGCAGGCCGAGGGGAGACGAGGAAAGGGAGACUGUCGGAGGGGGUAUAGUUCUGAGGGUGGCGGAUGGGUGGAGUAGGCGGGUUAUGCAGGCGGAGGGGGAGCUGGAGAGCGGCAAAAGCGGGCAGGGGGAGGUGGGGCGCGGGAGGAACGGAUGCGUGGUGUUGGGGUGUGAGGUGGAGAGCGAGAGGGAUGCGCGUGUGGGAGGGGAGGAGUUGGAGUGUGCAGUUGAUGUUCCUGUCAGCCUUUGUCUCAACGGCCCGUUUCAGCUUCCAGGCUACUCCUCUGGUGAUGCUGCUGGUGCCGUGGCUAGGCUUGACCGGCGAGGGACGAGAGGAGAUGGCAAAGGGGCGAGAGGCGGCAAUAGUAGCACAUCUGGUGAUUCUAAGGGGAGCAGUGGUAGCGGGUCAGGUUCAGAAGGUCGGUUGGGCGGGUGUGGGCGAGGUGGUGGGGGUGGGAGAGGGAGGGGGGAGAAAGGAGCGCGCGGGAGACGCAGAGGGAGGGGCAGGCGGGGUUUCGGUGGUAGGAGGAAGCUGAGGUGGGAGAUUGGCGGUGGUAGGGAGGUGGUGAGAGGAAGGAGACGAGGUUCGGAUGGAGAGGAAGCGGCGACGAGAGUUAGACGGUCUAGGAGGCUUGAGCUGAAGCAGACUGAGGAGGAGGAGGAAUGGGAGGAGGAGGAGGGGGACGAGGAGGAGGAAGAGGACGAAGAGGAGGAGGACGGAGAGGAAGAGGAUGAGGAGGAUGAGGAAGACGAGGAAGAGGAAGAGGAGGAAGAGGAGGAGGGGGAAGGUGAGAUGCAACGGAGAGGGUGGAUGGGGCAGGGGAGGGGGGUGAGGGAAGUGAGGAAGAGCCAGGAAAAGGUUGGGGAGAAACGAUAUUGGAUGAAUCAUAGAAAGGAGGAGCAGCAAGGGGAUGAGAAAGACGAGGAGAAAGAGGAGGAAGAAGGGGACAAGGAGGGGCAGCGUGAGAAGGAGGGACACAAGGGUGUGAGAGGGGUGGGUGAGGAACGGGAUGAAGUGUCCAGUGAUGAGAAGGAGGUGAAGGAGCAAGGCGGCAUGCAGGGAGGGAGGAGAGCAGGUGGCACGGGAGAAAGCAAGGCGGAUGAAAGGAAGGGCGUGGGGGGAGUGUGCAGCAGGCGGAGGAGAGCAACGAGCAUGGAGGGGGAGAAGUGGGGGGGGAGGGUUGGGGCGAGGAGGCUGCUGGUUCGGCUGGCGGUUGUGGCGUUUGCACCGGCGUGGAGAGCGAUGGGGCAGAGCGGGGCUGCGCGUGUGGAUAGAUGCCGGCAUGGGUGGUUGAGGGAGAGGCGGAGAUUGCUGGGCAGGUGGAGGGUGGAGGAGAAGCAGAGGGAAGAGAGUGAGGACGAGGAGGAGGAGGAGGGAUGGGAGGAGGACGAGGAGGAGGAGGAGGUGGAAGUGAGAGGAAGCGAGGGAGGCAAGGAAGGGGAUGAGGUGGCAUUGGUGAGGGCUCAAGCAGGGGGAGAGAGGGAAGCAGGCAGGGAGAUGGGGUAUGUGAACGGCCAUGAUAUGCCUAAGCGCGGAUGGGGAGGGGCGCACGCGAGCAGGGAUGGGCAGGAGGCGGGAGGGAGUGCAGAGGGGCACAGGCAGGUGGAAGCGUGCUGUAUUGGGCAUGGAGGUGGAGGGGACGGGGAGGGGCGGAGGCAGGCGGAAGAGAGUGCAGGGAGAGGGGGAGAUGAGUCUACAGAGCUGACAGUUGCUGCCCCUGCUGCAGCAGCUGAGGGUGAUGCCGCCGGUUGUGAUGGGGGCCUAGCUCAUCCUGUUCUUGCUGCUGCUGCUGCUGCUGCUGCUGCUGCUGCUGCUGCUGCUGCUGCGGUACGUGAGUGUGAAGAGAGGCAAGCACCAUGCGAAAGGGAGGAAAGGCAGAAGGAGCAGGAGGAGCAGGUGUGCGGGAUAGAGUCAGAGCCAGUCACUGUGGUGUGUGAGCACACUGCUGUGGAGAUUUCAACUCAAGUCACUUCAGUCACUGCUCUCUCUGCCCCCGCUGGGGUCACUCCGGCUCCCACCUUCCAUCUCCGCGACCCUCUGCUUUCCACUCCUGUUCGCCCCACUCUCCCCUCCGCCCCUGCCGCUGCUGCUGCUGCUGCUGCGAUUGCCACAGCAAUGCUUGCUCUGAUGCUCUUAUGGGCUUGUGCAGCUGAUAAGGGCAAAGAAAUUUCAGUAAGUGGGGCACUGAUUGCAGGGGAGGACGAGGUGAGGGGCGAGGUGAGGGGCGAGUGA
Molecule: messenger RNA, 3276 nt
Organism: Closterium sp. NIES-65
Lineage: Eukaryota; Viridiplantae; Streptophyta; Zygnematophyceae; Desmidiales; Closteriaceae
Source: the annotation of a GenBank genome assembly